CGCUGCGGAUGUUUUGGAAAACAGUCGGCUCUGGGGUAGGGAAACCGAGCUGUGUAGGAAUGUGACGUUUGCUCACAUUUGACUUACUUUAUGUCCCUGAAACAAAGAAAGCGACCUCUUCAGACAGUAAGGACGACAUGUAGCGUGAAAAUGCCUAAAAAGGCCAAAAAGAGAAAGCACAAGAAAUCGUCUUCGUCCUCAAGUGAAGAAGACGAGAGGAUAUCCAGAGGACAAUAUGCAAGCAACAGUUACAAAACCGCCAAGAGGAAAGAAGUUUUAAAGAGUCAGAAAAGCUGUAAAAAGGACAAGGAAAAAUCCGUUUCUUCUUCUGUUAAAGAUGACUCCCAAAGCACCCGGCAGAUCAAAAAACCUGUCUACAGAUUGGCAAAAACACAAGCAACAGAGCAGAAACCCGUUAAUAAGGACAGACAAUAUGCAAAAUCCAAACCAGACUUUGUGGCAUUCCAUCGGGAUCAUUGCUCCAGUAAAGCAAAGAAUUAUGUUUCAGGGAAAGAUAAAACUGUCACUGGAAGCGACAUUGUGGAAAGAGGAUACUCAAAACUCCGAGCAGGUGCAGUCCCUCAGAGAACAGAAACGAAGUCUAAAGGUGGGUUCGAUGAAAGGUCUUCCCAGAGGAGCCAGUCCAAAUUAAACAAGCCUCCAGUGGGUCCCAGUUUAGUUUCUGCUGAAGUGAAAGAACCAAGGCAGGAUGUGCAGAAGAGGAACUGCAGAACUGAGGACCCACCGAGGACUGGAAAUCACAGCAGGUAUAUCAAGACCAGCAAACCUACCUCCUCCACCUCCGCUAUAGAGAUGUGUCAAAAGCAUGAAAAAAAGGAGUUAAAGCCCCAAAGAAGUUUCUAUAAAGAUGAUGCAAACACAUCUUCUGCCUCCAUCUUAAAGAAGUCUUCCACUUCAGCCAAACACAGUGCCUCGGAAAGCAGCUCAAAGGUAAAUUUCACAUCAGUGUCCCGUGGUAAAGUUCAGUCAUCAUCAACUCCAAAGCAAAUAAAUCCUGGCACAUUAUCGAGAACCAUUAGAAUUCGUCAGCGCGUUGGAUGCGUUGGCUUUCUUGUGUAUGAUCAGGCGUCACUCCGGCUUGGUGACCGCGCCGUGCGCCAAGCGGACGGCAAAAAGUCGUCUCAGCAGGACCUAAUCCUUGUUCUCGACACAAACAUUCUCCUCAGUCACCUCGAUUAUGUGAAAAAGAUCCGCUGUCACGGCCUCGGAGGCCUGGGCUUCCCCAUUAUCGUCAUCCCCUGGGUGGUGCUUCAGGAGAUGGACUCCCUAAAAAUGGGAAGAGGCCUGUCAGGCUCCGUGGCCCACCUGGCGACUCCGGCAAUCUCUUACAUUUACAAGUGUUUGAAGAGCCGGGAACCUCGCCUGUGGGGCCAAUCUAUGCAGCAGGCCGCAGAGAGCAGCAACGGUCUGACUGCUGAGAAUAACGAUGACAGAGUGCUGCAGUGCUGCCUGCAGUACCAGAGGCUGUUCCCAGAGUGUGCUCUCACCUUAUGCACCAAUGAUAAGAAUCUGUGCAGUAAAGCCCUCCUGAGUGGGGUGAAGGCACUCUGCAAGACUGACUUGGAGGAAGAGGUUGGGAGAUCCAGACAUGGCCUUCAGAUCACUGGAGACAUUCAGAUCGUUUAUUUAAAGCCACCGUGGACACUUCAGGAUGUCUUACAGUGUAUAAAAAAGCACUGGAUUGCUGUUUUUGGCCACCUUAUCCAUCGGAAGAAGGAGCAAACUGUUUUAAAGCUCAUCAAAUUUUUCAACUCAGGUGAAACGGUGGAGCGUGAAGCCAUCUCAGAGGCCGUUCAAGAUGCCAAAGAGCUUGUGAACGCUUUUUCGAGUAGAUCAAAGCGCGUUCCACGAGCCGUCGCUGUACUGGACGACAUUUUGAACAAGCUGCGACCUCAGCCAAACCUUCCUACGGGGGGAGAAUCUCCCACCGGCGACGUUGUCAUGAAUGACGAUGACGAUAGCGGAGACUCUCACCAGGAAGUGUGGGCCGUCUUUGAGAGGAUCUGGUCUCACGUGUGUCAACUAAGCUUGGAGGUGUUCAAAGCUCUGGGCUUUGACCCUCACACCAGGCAGUGCCUUCAGCCAGAGGGAGCUGCUCCACCACCACAGGACGCCUUGGCCUGCUUGCACAAACUGUCCUCCAUGGUCUCGCAGCUGCUCCAAGCUUUCAGCAGUGUCUUGUUAUCAGCUCCCGGCUUAGAAGAAGUCCAGACACUGCUCAGCAUCAUCAACUCCAACAAUAUAGUAACUGAGACUUCCAGGUUAACCGCCAAAGGCCUGCUCGACUGUUUUUCACAACCGGACUACAGGGAGAAGCUCAGGGUGGGAGGGACCAAGUUAAUGGAGCUUCAAGAGGCCUUGGAACACUGUGUUCAAGCUGCAGGUCAAUACACGACGUUCCCCACGUAGCACCGUCGUACCAGUGUCAGGAAAGUUGCUCAUCAACCAAACUGAUUCCUCGACGUGACGGAUUCUUAACUUGAACUCAAAGCUGUCGAGUUAAAGGCGCAUCUGCUCGAGCUGUACCCGUUUCUGCCUUUGUUCUCCAUAAAGUUCACGUUACAGAGAUAA
This is a messenger RNA of Neolamprologus brichardi, 2592 nucleotides long. Lineage: Eukaryota; Metazoa; Chordata; Actinopteri; Cichliformes; Cichlidae. The record is from RefSeq and is a predicted model, not a curated record.